Aspergillus pseudonomiae is the source of this 2850-nucleotide messenger RNA. Its product is annotated as putative integral plasma membrane protein. Gene Ontology annotation, biological process: fungal-type cell wall organization; GPI anchor biosynthetic process. Lineage: Eukaryota; Fungi; Ascomycota; Eurotiomycetes; Eurotiales; Aspergillaceae. The transcript has 8 exons. Gene Ontology annotation, cellular component: endoplasmic reticulum. The coding region runs from base 1 to 2850 and encodes 949 amino acids. The record is from RefSeq and is a predicted model, not a curated record.
AUGGCACCCAAAUUCAAAGAUGGGGAUGCCGUUGUAGCGGUUAAUGGGAAAUGGGUGUCUUGGGCGCACACAGUCGCUGCCUAUGCGGCCUUCCUGAGCGCCUUGGUAGUAGGAAUGUCUCUGCAUUUCAGGAAAAUCGUGCAAAACGAACAUUAUGGCUAUCCUGACGAAUGGUUUCCGUCGGUGUCAGCAACGAUCGGUGAUCGCUAUCCCGAACGAUCCUUCUUUCAAGUUUUCAUCGCUAUCACCUCGGGACCUCGGUUUGCUCUAGUGUUCCUUUGGUACAUUCUGACCUCGCGCCCCAACUCAGCUCUUCCUAAGUUUAUCGCGGGCGUUGGAUUGUUCCGGACGUUUACAUGCGGUGGUUGGACAUAUGUUACAUCGACAGACGACCAUGAUUGGCAUGAUAUUUUCAUGAUCUCUUACCUCGUUGCGACGUUGCCCUGGACUCUUGGCUGCCUUGCGCUCAGUCCGAACAACCGUCGCGCUGUGAAGUACAGGAAGAUCUUGGCGAGCUGUUUCUUCGGAACUCUUGUUCCAUUAAUUUACUAUUUCAUUCAGCACAAGGUGCACAAGGUCGCGGGAGCUUACACCAAAUAUGCCUUUUUUGAAUGGUCUCUUAUACUGUUUGAUGUGGGUUUCGACGCUGUCACUGCACUCGACUUCGAGGCAUUUGAGAUCGUGGUCAGGGAUGUCAAAGGGAUUAGCAGAGGGCAGUUGAAGACCACUGCAGACUCCGUCCUCGAAAAAGAGAAAGGAAAGCCUGUUGGAGCUACGUUCGGCGAAGGUUUCUUCUGGACAGAGAUCAUUGAUGCCGCUGCAGAUGCCUACAAUAUGUUUGUCUUCUGGUCCUUGUGGACUGCCCUUGGUGUACUCGUCUGGUACUUCCCUCUUUGGCAUAUGGGUAUCUCUGGCUACGAGUUAGCCAUCCUAAGCUAUGUGUCUCCGGUCCUCCUGGUUAUUCCUUCCUUGAAGUCUGCUGCCACGAGAAAUCCUCGUCUUUUCCAUUUUCUGUCACUUUCCGGGCUACUGGCGUAUAAGGUGCAAGACCCUGCCAAUAGACUUUUUAUGACCACUUUCGCAGUUGCUUGCAGCUGUAUCGCAUGGUCUGCGACACUAUAUGCCGAGAGGGCAAACAGCUCUAGGCUGGAAUCCCGUAUCUUUGCAUGGGGUAUUGGUUUGAUUAUGUCGAGCAUAGCUAAAUUCGCAUGCAAAACAAACAAUCCCAUCUGGCCGAUUAUGCAUGCAGAGAAUGGAGGAUGGAAUAAAUUGGGACUUUUCCUUGGUAUCCUGGCCGUCCUCAGGUCACACAGAAGGCCUCCAACUAAUGGAGGAGACUACUUCCCCUCGAGCGGCAGGAAAGGCUCUUCGUUAUUUGCCGCCUUUGGUAUCGGCGGUCUGCUUUUCGCAAUGCAUUCCCUCCUCUCCGACUCCAGCACCAUGAUCGCUUGGGUCUGGGAGGGAUAUCCCGUGCGCGGCCCUAUUGCAGUACCUCAUGGUGCACUCACUAUCCUUGCAAUGGGUGCUGGACUUGUUUACGGUCUGUAUUAUCCCCGCGUUGCUGGAAGCUGGACUGCAUAUGGGAUUGCGUCUGUUGGUGCGGCACUGCUUACUUGCUCCAGUCACUGGACUGGAUUCUAUGGUGGCCUUGUCCUUGCUUUCUACCUUCUUGCGAUCACUCCAGUCUUGGUUUCGUCAGCUGUUCGCCAUUCACUAGCUAAAACCUUUGGUAUCGGUUUCCUCCUGUACACAUUCCUGAUUCUUUUCCAUGUGUGGGUUGUUGCAUACGCCUUUGUGCCCGGUGGGCCUCUCGUCAGAGAACACACCGAUUGGAUUAUGAUCACCACUAUGUUAUCUAUUGGAGCUGGUGUCUUUUCUGCUGCUGUCACCAACUCAUCCGGUACUAAGAGCAAGAUUGUCAGCCCGAAUGGCAAACGACAGCGGUCAUAUUUUAUCUAUAUUCUCGCGACACUGCAGCUUUUUUCUAUGGCUAUUGCAUAUCUUCGCUUCCCUACAAACGACUAUGUGCCAUAUCACAAAGAGGAUAAGGUUGCGACUGUCGGCAUUUGGACAGUUCACUUUGGUCUCGACAAUGACAUGUGGUCAUCGGAACGGCGUAUGCGCAAUGUUAUCCAGGAACUUGAGAUUGAUGUUAUCGGCCUUCUUGAAUCUGAUAACCAGCGCAUCAUUAUGGGCAAUCGCGAUAUGACCCAGGUCCUGGCGGAAGAUCUUGGCAUGUACGCAGACUUCGGUCCUGGUCCAAACAAGCACACUUGGGGCUCAGCUUUACUUUCCAAAUUCCCAAUUGUCAAUUCUACUCACCACCUCCUUCCUUCUCCUGUCGGUGAGCUUGCUCCGGCCAUUCAUGCCACCCUUGAUAUGUAUGGCGAGCUGGUUGAUGUUGUCGUGUUCCAUUCGGGACAAGAAGAAGACCCGGAAGACCGCCGCCUCCAGACCGAAUAUUUGUCAAAGCUAAUGGGUUCAUCCCCUCGCCCCCUUAUUUUGCUGAGCUACUUGGUCACAAAGCCAUUGGAAGGUAAUUACAAUACCUACGUCAGUGAACUUAGCGGCAUGAAAGACAUCGACCCUACCGAUUGGGACCGAUGGUGUGAGUACAUCCUCUACAAGAACUUGAAGAGGACUGGCUACGCUCGUGUUAGUCGGGAUUCUAUCACAGACACAGAGAUUCAGGUUGGCAAAUUCGUUAUUGGAGAACCCGAGCCUGAGAACGAGAUGCGACUGCCAGAGGAAAUGGUGCCAGAAGGGCGUCGAUUCCCGGGUUUGUUCCGCGGACAGGGAGUCCGCGGUCAUCGUUAUCAUGUCUUUGAUGAGCCCAGGUAUUGGCAAUGA